AUGUCUCUGAAUAAUUCUGAAAUAGUAGAUGAACAACUGUCUCUGAGUAGUUAAGCUGAUGUAGAUGAAAAAAUUAUUAUAAUGAAAGGCAUUAAAAUAUUUCCUGACAUAUCAGUGAUGAGAGUUCUAAUAUCUCCGAAAUGAAUAAUUUUUAGCUAUAAUUUUUGAAAGAGCAUAUAAUAACGUAGAAGAGUGCCAUUUUCUAUUUAGAAUUUAUGAUUUUAAAAUUACCGAUGAAAUAGCUUAAGGAUAAUGGGUAAGCCUUGGUGUUGAUAGAGUAUUUUAAAACAAGUUUGAUCGUUAUUCGACUUAUUUUUUUUAGGUUGUCUAGGAUUUGCUUACAAUAGUUGAUCUUAAGAACAAAACAUUAACAAACAAAAGUAUUGAGGGAAUUUCAAGAUACUUAGAUAUUGAUGAUAAUGGUUACAUAUAUUUACUACUAAGAGGAAGUAAUGUAUGUCAAUAUUCAAUAAAUGAUAAAGAAUUCAAAUAUAACUAUAUGCUUAAUGGCCUUCUAGACUUAAAUAUAUUGCCCAGCUUAUCAAACUAUGCUUUGACAAUAUAAGCAAUAGACGGAAGUUCAUGGUUAUUUGUAUACAAUAUUCAUAAACAAAAAUUAUCAAAAAGAAUAAGGUAAACUAAGAAAAGAGGAAAUGAAAUACAGAGUUUAGACAACCACCUUUUUGUUGAAAUCAUUAACCGAAUAGAAGAUGAUGAGUAUGGUGAGGUAAGUGAGAAUAUUGAAGGGAUAACGUUGAGAGAAAUGAGAACUGGCAAGAUAAUUAGAAAUUCUGUUAAUUAUAAAGAGUUCCAAAGGCAAUAACACUUCAUAGAUAAAACACAAGUAACCAUAAUUGAUUAAUAUAAAUUUGAUUUAUUGAGAGGUCGACAAAAAGUAGCACCAUAAAUUCAGGAUUGUAUUACAUUUUCAAAGAAUGGUUUCAUAUAUAUGAAGAAAAAUACAUUGAGAUUUUCUAGAUUUAAUUGA
Paramecium octaurelia is the source of this 988-nucleotide messenger RNA. The record is from the annotation of a GenBank genome assembly. Lineage: Eukaryota; Ciliophora; Oligohymenophorea; Peniculida; Parameciidae.